UGCUACACUCGUCACUUCCGGCGGUUGUUUGGCUGCCAGUUUGAAAUGAGACUGCUGGCUCUAGAAAGCAAACUUUAAAUGCUUAAAUGGCAGCUUUAUUUAAUGUGGAAACCCGCUGUGGAACAAGAAGAGUCCUCUAGACUAGUACACGGGACCAACCUCGCUCUCUCGGCUCCGUACUAUGUUCAAAAAGAUGACUGAAUUCGGUCCAGAUUCCGGGGGGCGAGUUAAGGGGGUAACCAUUGUGAAGCCCAUCGUGUUUGGGAACGUCGCCCGCUACUUUGGGAAAAAGAGAGAAGAGGAUGGACACACACAUCAGUGGUCUGUGUAUGUGAAGCCUUACAGAAAUGAGGAUAUGUCCGCCUAUGUGAAGAAGAUCCAGUUCAAGCUACAUGAGAGCUACGGCAACCCGCUGAGAGUGGUGACAAAGCCUCCGUAUGAGAUUACAGAGACGGGCUGGGGGGAGUUCGAGAUCAUCAUCAAGAUCUUCUUCAUUGACCCCAAUGAGAGAUCUGUUACUCUGUACCAUCUGCUGAAGCUGUUCCAGUCAGACUCCAGUGCCAUGCCUAAGAAGACAGUUGUCUCUGAAUUCUAUGAUGAAAUGAUCUUCCAGGAUCCCACAGCCAUGAUGCAGCAGCUACUGACCACAUCGAGACAACUGACCCUGGGAGCAUACAAGCAUGAGACGGAGUUCAGUGAGCUUGAGCAGAGGACCAAGGAGAAAAUGGAAGCAGCGAAGAAGAGAACCAGCCAGGAGAUCACGGAGCUGAAAGACAAACUGAAAGCCAGCAGAGAGAACAUCAACCACCUGAAGGCAGAGAUCAGGAAACUGGAGGAGGAUGGAGAUCACAAGGAGCACUGAGAAAUGGACAAACACAACACACACACACACACACACGGACAUGAUUGUUCAAGCAGGGCUCAACCUGCAUAUUCUUGUGUUCCUAACCAUAUAACCGAUUAAAAAAAGAAACAGGAAUUGUUGUGAAAUAUUUUUUGAUAAAAUUUUUUUUAAUUAUAUGUUUUUGUUUAACAUGAACAAUCAAUAUUAAAUAGUCCAGAAAAGACAUAAGAGCCAUUAUUACAGCACUGAAAGAUGAUCUUUGGGGGUGUUGUCAGCUGUCUUGUGACUGGAAAAAAGGAUUUUGAUUGGUUCUCUCUGUUGUCAUUUGUACCAUAACAUUGCUGGAUCAGUUGGCUGUGAGGUAGAAUAACAAAACAGUCUGUAUUUUUCUGAGUAGUUUUUAUAACACCGUUUCUGUCCUGUCGUCUUGAUGUAAUUGAUCCUGUGUCGGAGCAAGGCUUCUUCCCUGUGAUAUAACUAUGAGCAGAGGUCAUUUAUUAUUCCCGCUAUUUUCAAUGUAAAUAGCUAAUUUGUUUGUUUUUUACUGAUCUUGUGGUUUUCUAUGUAAAGUAAAUGUCCUUUCAGUA
Molecule: messenger RNA, 1431 nt
Organism: Dicentrarchus labrax (European seabass)
Lineage: Eukaryota; Metazoa; Chordata; Actinopteri; Moronidae
Gene: yeats4
Product: YEATS domain containing 4
Exons: 7
Coding region: 182-862 (226 amino acids)
Biological process (GO): regulation of DNA-templated transcription
Source: RefSeq, a predicted model, not a curated record